Messenger RNA from Rhizophagus irregularis DAOM 181602=DAOM 197198, 453 nucleotides. Lineage: Eukaryota; Fungi; Glomeromycota; Glomeromycetes; Glomerales; Glomeraceae. The record is from RefSeq and is a predicted model, not a curated record.
AUGCGUAAUUUUAAUGGGAGGAGCAUAGUGCGCUUCUUACGAAGUCCCUUCGUGGAUGAACAAUUUGAAGACGCGUUAGCGAGUCCAACAAUAUCACUUGUAUUAACGGUGCCGAGCAAAAAUGUAGUCGAAAAAUUUAACCAAUUAAAUAAUGACUUUAGCGAAAGAAUCAACAAGAUCAGUGGCAAAGAAGAAACACAAACUAAAGGUAAAGAUAAAGCUACGGAAUCAGAACUCGAAAAAGUGAACGAAAACAAAAAACGCGUUGACAGUUCAAGAAAUUGGAAGAGCGAGUUAAUGAAAGAAAAGGAAAUGGUUUUCUUUGAGGGACUGACCACCAAGCCAAAGGUAGAAGAACAGGAUUUUGAGUUAUGUGCUUGGUUAAGGCUGAGUGCUGAAAGGAACUUUAUUCUCAAGUCUCAUGCUUUGCAAGUUCGAGAAUCAAAUGGGUAA